AUGGCACUUCCGAGGCCGAUUUCGCAUAGAAUUGCAAAAGAAAUUCAGUCACUUUGGGCUUCACCGCUUGAAGGAGUACGAUUACUUGAAGUUGGAGAUAGUACUCUUACUGAGGUUCAGGCAUAUAUUUUCGGGCCUGGAAAGUGCGGUGCAUUUAAGUUACGAUUACAAUUUGGUACUGAAUAUCCAUCAGUGCCUCCAAAAUGCCAUUUUAUCACGAAGAUUUUUCAUCCAAAUGUCUCUUCAAAAGGAGAAGUUUGUGUUAGUAUUUUGAAAAAAGACUGGUCACCAACUGUACAUGUUUCGCAUAUUCUUUUGACGGUUAAAUGUCUUUUGAUUCAUCCAAAUCCUGAAUCUGCAUUGAAUGAAGAAGCAGGACGGUUAUUAUUAGAUAAUUAUGAAUCCUUCUCUAAGCAUGCACGAUUAAUUACUUCUAUUCAUUCUGUUAAACCUGGAAUUGCUUGGAUGGAGCUUACUGGAACACAUUUAUCAUCUGAUUUUCCUACUUUAACACCUUUAGGUGAUAGCAAUACAACUUCUAAUCUUUCAUUUGGCUCCGAAAAUUUUGCUAAAGGACGAGAAAAUAUUCCUGUUACUGAAAAUAAUCAUGAUUUAGAUAAUAAGAUUUUAGAAAAAAAAAAAAUAGAUACACGUAAACGAGGUUUAAAACGACUUUAA
This is a messenger RNA of Pneumocystis murina B123, 678 nucleotides long. RefSeq lists its product as hypothetical. The transcript has 5 exons. NCBI's taxonomy places the organism in Eukaryota, Fungi, Ascomycota, Pneumocystomycetes, Pneumocystales, Pneumocystaceae. Bases 1 to 678 code for a protein of 225 amino acids. The record is from RefSeq and is a predicted model, not a curated record.